Messenger RNA from Culicoides brevitarsis, 1680 nucleotides. RefSeq names its product inhibitor of growth protein 3 (gene Ing3). Gene Ontology annotation, biological process: regulation of DNA-templated transcription. The coding region runs from base 173 to 1492 and encodes 439 amino acids. Gene Ontology annotation, cellular component: NuA4 histone acetyltransferase complex. The transcript is spliced from 4 exons. NCBI's taxonomy places the organism in Eukaryota, Metazoa, Arthropoda, Insecta, Diptera, Ceratopogonidae. The record is from RefSeq and is a predicted model, not a curated record.
UGUAAACAAAAAUUUUGGGAAUAUUUCGAUUGUUUGUUUUUUGCAAAUCACGGAGUAAAAAGCGGAAAGUUUGGUCGCAUUUAGUGACGAAACUGCGGAGAAACGUUGUUCCUACGGAUAAAACACACUUUUGCACGGGGAUUUUGGGCGCAAGGCAACACAAAAAGCAAAUAUGUUAUACCUCGAAGACUAUCUUGAAAUGAUCGAGCAUCUGCCGCAGGAGCUGCGUGAUCGCUUCACGGAGAUGCGAGAAAUUGAUUUGUCAGUUCAAAAUAACAUCGACUCUCUGGAAAAGCGCGUUCGGAUGUUGUUCGCACAGUGUCGAAGGAACGAGAUUCAAACUGCAGCAGCUGAUGCGGAAUGCGGCAGUAUCAAGAAAGACUAUUACCGUGUGCUGGAAGAAGCCGACGAAAAAGUCACGAUAGCCAAUCAAACGUACGAGUUGGUAGAGCGGUAUCUGCAAAAGCUCGACGACGAACUGCACAAAUUCAAGUGCGAGCUCGAGGCAGACCACAAUGGUAUUACAGAGGUUUUGGAAAAGCGAGCGCUUGAACUCGAAACGAACAGCAUGCAAAGCUCGCAGAAGGAAAACAGGUAUUUUGGCGCGAUAAGUUCCGGGACGCCGGGAACGCCGAGCGAACCACGACAUCACAAAGCCACCGACGGGCGAUAUCGACACAACAAGCCGGAAAAACGACGCGAUAGUGCGUCUCUCACUUACGGGUUACCGGAAAAACGCCCGGUAUUGACAGCUAGUCUUAGUGCACCAAUUCGAACGCCAACGGGAACUGCCGCCGGCGCCGCAGCAGCAUCAAUGUCACCGCAUCCCUUACUCGCAACCACGACAACGACUCCGAAUACGCCAACGCUGCCCUAUAAUUUGCAACAUUUGGGCGCGAAUAAUGCGAUUGCAGCUGCGGCGAGUCAAGCAAUUGUUGCCACACAACAAAUGCCUCAGGGAAGACGAACCGCAAGUCUCAAGGCGUCUAUCGAAGCAAUUGCCGCUUCAAAUCUCGGCGCUCCAGAAAUCGUAAUUGGCCGAGAAUUGGCAGGAGCGACACAAAAUGUCAUCCAAGCCGUCGAACGAGACACAAACAACAUGACGAAUCAAAAAAGACACAAAAAGAAGAUGGGCACUGCCGUGAUGGGAGGUCCUGCGGGCAUUGGGUUACCCGGAUCCUCGAUGAAUCCGAUGGGAAACAACUCAGAUGGCGAUAUUUCGAGUAGCGGACCGAUGCUCAACGAAAACGGAAUGGUAGUUGAACAAACGCCCGAAGGCGAAUGGAGUUACGAUCCCAACGAACCGAGAUACUGCGUUUGCAAUCAAGUGUCAUAUGGCGAUAUGGUGGCGUGCGAUAAUGAAGACUGUCCCUUUGAAUGGUUCCAUUAUCCAUGUGUCGGAAUAACAUCCUCACCGAAAGGCAAAUGGUAUUGCCCGCAAUGUAGUGCGAACAUGCGUCGUCGCGGCGGAAAUGUCUCUCGAAAGGCAUAAACCCAAAAAUAUUUAAAAAUUUUCGCUAUUUUUAAAAAAAAUUAUCGUUUGACGUGUUUUUGGGUUUUCAUGUCUUUUCAUUUUUUGAUAAAAAACAAAAAAAUUGAAACUGUUCGAACGAAGUCAGGCACAACUUUUUCUGUAAAUUCAAAAUUUUCGCGAAAUUCGAGUUAAAAAAAAUAAAUAUU